UAUUUUUAAAGGGGGUAGGUGGAGUUUCCCGUCUCUCUUGCUCCCAGACCUGAGUUUGGGUCACAGCGGUUGGGUGUUGCCACUCUCUGGUCUCCUGCUGAAACCCUGACGCUCCUCCGACUGAACCUGCAAAUUUACAACUUUUUCCAAAACGUCCACAAUGGAUCAGCACAAGCUGCGCUCGGCAGGCGUCCAGGAGAAGCUGGAGAUCGUUGGGGUGGAGGACGAGUCCGGCAACCCCAUCAGCGCCCUCACCAUCCUGUCUCUGCUGGAGCGCGUGGCCGGCAUCAUCGACAACGUCCAGUCCUGCCAGCAGCGCAUGGAGGAGCGUCAGCUGGAGCUGGAGAACAACAUCAAGAACAUCCAGGGCGACGUCCUGAAGCUGGCCAAGGACCACAGCGACACCAGCGGCACCGUGGAGAAGCUCCUGCAGAAGACCCGCAAGGUGAGCGCCAACGUCAAGGAGGUCCGCACGCGCGUGGAGAAGCAGAACGUCCGAGUCAAGAAGGUGGAAACGACGCAGGACGAGCUGCUGACGCGCAACAAGUUCAGAGUGGUCAUCUACCAGGGUGAGACGGAGGUCCCCUCCGUGGCUGUCACCAAAUCUCCCAAAGGUCUUGGACUGGAAGGCCUGGAGAUUGAGCCCGAUGUCUACGACAUCCCCGCCGACCUCUCCUCUGACGAAGAGUACCUGAGAGACGAGGAGCCGGACCCGUCUCGAGCCGCUCGGCUCAAGAAGUCCAUGGUGAAGAGCACGGAGACCCUGAAGGCCGCCUUCUCCAAGGAGAACAUGAGCAAAACCAAAGACAACCUGGGCACCAAGUUCCACAACCUGGGCGAGAGGGUGAUGCCGCCGGAGAGGAGGGAGAAGAUGCAGCAGGCGGGGGAACGGCUGAAGCAGUCCGGCGAGCGCCUGAAGGAAAACAUCGCCAAGAAAGCUCCCACCAAAGAGACCUUCCGCAUCAAGCUGAAGAAAGAGCGAGCCGUCGCCGAGGGCCAGGAGGGAGCCGAGGGAGAGGGCGAGCCGGCCAAGGAGGAGAAGCCGAAGAGCGCCGCGGAAACAAAGAGGGAGGGGCCGGUGGAGGAGGUCGGCGCCACCCGGGUGUCAGAAUAACGUCCUGAGAACCAGGAACUGGGCUGAGAUGUUAGAUGAUUAAUCAAAUUACUGCGGUCUAAAUCUUGACAAUUAUUGAUAAAGUCUGUGAAAUGUAUUCAUGUAAAGGUGAUCAGGUUGUAGAACAUGUGAGUCCAGACGGGUCGGAGAGCCGAUGGAGGGAGGAAGAUGACAGGAAGGAUUCUGAAUGUUGGCACUAAAUGUACAUAUAAUCCUGGACAAACUUCCAGUUUCAGAAGGAGAAAUUGUCUUCAGCUGGUCUGACGUCAGACUGGUUUCUGUCUGAGCUCAGAGACAAAAACCCACAGGAGAAACAGAGAUUUAACUAGACCCUGAACGCCACGCAGGUUAGUUUUAUUUAACAUUAGAAAAGUUCAGGAUUCUGACAUCAGAACGGUUUUUAAAGCAACAGAAUCAACGUUUCUGCACGUUUCCUCCACAUCUGAGAAACGGAGAAACGUUUUACGGAGAGUUUUUAAAAAGCAGUGACCUCCAGCAGGAUGUAAAAACUCCUUCAUGAUUUCAAACCUUUGCUGCUUUUCCUUUUAAUUCACCUGAGACGAUUUCUGAGGUCGCUGCCUUGAUUGGACUUUAAACUUCCUGCUCUGCAGUCAUCAGAGGAAUCCAGUAGAAAUGUGGCUUUUAAAGGAAAUUCAUUAGUUUGUUUUAGCAGCACAUCUUUCUGUGUCAUAUUGUUUUAUUAUUUUUGUAUUGCUGCUCUUCAUUUACUGCAGUAGAGUAAAUUCUUUAGGUUUAUUUUGGGUAUUUUGUUCAUAUUUUAGGUCUGAAAUCCAUUUUUUUACAGUUUCUCAGAAAAUCCUAAAUGCUGAAACAGAAAUAAAAACCACAAACUGUCAGUUUGUCUUCUGUAAUGUUUGUUUUGACUUGUAUAACAAAACCUGGAUCAAAAAUAAAACAUUUGUUACA
This is a messenger RNA of Gambusia affinis (western mosquitofish), 2041 nucleotides long. RefSeq names its product caveolae associated protein 4a (gene cavin4a). The record is from RefSeq and is a predicted model, not a curated record. The transcript has 2 exons. NCBI's taxonomy places the organism in Eukaryota, Metazoa, Chordata, Actinopteri, Cyprinodontiformes, Poeciliidae. The coding region runs from base 161 to 1114 and encodes 317 amino acids. Gene Ontology annotation, biological process: regulation of gene expression. Gene Ontology annotation, cellular component: cytoplasm; caveola.